ACAAAUCGAAACUGAAUCUGGGAAGAGGCGCUUCCUUGAAGGAAGGAGGAAAACGAAAAUCAUGCCUGUAGCUUUAAGACGAGAGAAAGGCUGGAUAGGAGGAGGGAGGUGGCUUGACACUCAGUGAGUCUGAGCUGUGGACUGGAGGCACAAGAAAAUCUUCCUGGAGGGAGUUGCUGGCAUUGAUCUGAGCUCUGGACGCUGUCACUGUCUGUACAGACAUUUUAUUGCAGCUCUCUGCCUGAAACAUAUGGAAGAGCAGGACCAGGGAUAAGAGCUAUGCCCCCCAUGUCUCCUCUACCCCCCAUCACCACCCUCGCUGCCUGAAACAAAAAGACCUCCAUAGAAGAUCCCACACAGCAUCCUCCCUGCACCCUCCUCAUUCAGCACACAGUGUGGGAAGCAGCCAGCAGCCGUCAUGGGACACUCACCUCUAGAAUUCAGUGACUGUUACUUGGACAGCCCAGGUUUCAGAGAGCGCUUGAAGGGUUAUGAGCAAGAGCUAGAGAGAACCAACAAGUUCAUAAAAGAUGUUAUAAAAGAUGGGAAUGCCUUGAUCACCGCUAUAAAAGGUUAUUCCUGUGCGGUGCAGAAAUUUUCCCAAACCUUACAAAACUUCCAGUUUGAUUUCAUAGGAGACACCAUGACAGAUGAUGAACUAAAUAUUGCUGAAUCUUUUAAAGAGUUUGCGGAUGUGCUGCAGGAGGUGGAGGAAGAGAGGAUGAUGAUGCUACAAAAUGCUGAUGAUCUCCUGAUCAAACCCUUGGAAAACUUCCGCAAAGAACAGAUUGGGCUCACCAAGGAGAGGAAAAAGAAAUUUGAUAAGGACAGUGAGAAGUUUUAUUCUCUCCUUGAUCGGCACCUGCACCUGUCCUCCAAAAAGAAGGAGACCCAGCUGCAAGAGGCUGACCAGCAGGUGGACAAAGAGAGGCACAAUUUUUACGAGUCUUCUCUGGAAUAUAUCUACCAAAUCCAGGAGGUGGAAGAGAGCAAGAAAUUCAGCAUUGUGGAACCAGUUCUGGCCUUCUUGCAUUGUCUCUUCACGUCAAAUAGUCUUACCUUUGAACUUACUCAAGAUUUUCUACCAUACAAACAGCAACUGCAGCUCAGUCUACAAAACACAAGAAAUCAUUUCAGUACCACCCGAGAAGAGAUGGCAGAUCUGAAGAAGAGAAUGACUGAAGCUCCUAUGAAUUUCAAGCUUCAAGGACAGAGCACCAUCGAAGGAUACCUGUACUCACAAGAAAAACGGGCUCUUGGUAUUACAUGGGUGAAAUAUUAUUGCAGAUAUGAAAAGGAGGGGAGAAAUUUAAGUUUGACACCUGUAGAGCAGAAGCCAGGAUCCAGACAGGCUUCCCAGGAGCUGACCCUAAAGUCUUGCAUCAGAAGGAAGAGCGAUUCUAUUGACAAGCGAUUUUGCUUUGAUGUAGAGACCAAUGAAAGACCAGGGACACUCACCUUGCAGGCUCUGUCAGAGACAAACAGACGGCUAUGGAUUGAAGCAAUGGACGGGAAGGAACCAAUUUAUCACAGUCCGAUCACAAAGCGGGAUGAAAUGGAGCUGAAUGAGGUGGGAUUCCGGUUUGUUCGGAAGUGUAUCAACGCAGUGGAGACAACUGGGAUUACAACGGAAGGAGUUUACAGGACAGUGGGAAGUAACAUUCAGGUGCAGAAGCUCCUAAAUGCCUUCUUUGACCUUAAAUGUCCUGGAAAUGUGGACCUGCAGAGCAGUGAAUGGGACAUCAAAACAGUUACCAGCUCGCUAAAGUUUUACCUCAGGAAUCUCUCAGAACCCGUGAUGACUUACAAACUGCACAGGGACCUCCUGUCUGCUGCAAAGUCUGAGAAUUUGGAUUACCGUCUGGGAGAGAUUCACUGCCUUGUGUACAGGCUGCCAGAUAUUCACCGGGGAAUGCUGGAACUGAUCAUACGCCACUUAUCCAGGGUCUGUGAAUACAGCAAGCAGAACCUCAUGUCACCAUCUAAUAUGGGGGUCAUUUUUGGCCCAACUCUAAUGAGAGCUCAGGAGGACACUGUGGCCGCCAUGAUGAACAUAAAGUUUCAAAAUAUUGUGGUUGAACUUCUCAUAGAACAUUGUGAUAAGAUAUUCUCUAGUCCUCCAGAAGAAAACACUGCACCACCUGUACCACCACCACGGAUAACACCCCGAACUCAUAAACCUAUUACCAUCUCAAAGCGUCAACCAAGAGGGAGGUGUGGACUUCAUCAUGGGUUAAGUGAAGGGGAAGAUGACAUUAUAUCACAGAAUCACAACGGGUCCUUCUCCAACAGUGAGCCUCCUCUCCCAAUGCAACGCAAAAAGCCAAUUCCCAGGGUGGAUGUGCAGACAUCCUCAAAUUCUUAUAAUGAGGAUUAUGUUGCCAAGAUGAUCUCCUUCAUGCAAGACAAAGGAGCAAAGACGAGCGCAAACCAUUUAAAUGGGGAGUUGCCUCAAUCCUCAGUGAUGUCCAAAGCAUCUCCAGUGUAUGCAAAACGUCCCAUGAUAAUUCCCAGAGAAAAUGAUGGGGAUAUUGCCAGUAAACCUCGCACCCCUGGAGAAAGGCCAGUUAUCUCCCGACCUCCUGUCAGACCCCCAGAUCCUCCCUGUAGGGUAGCACUACUCCCGAAAACAGAGCCAAAAAGUGAAGCCAUCUCUGGAGGAAAGGAGAGCAUAUAUUCUUCUGUAGUUGCUUCCCGAACCAAAUUCUUUGAGAAGGCAUCCAGACCAAGGGAGAGCCCGCCGUCGCCUCCCAAUAGGGUCAGCUUGGAGGAAAGCUGAGAAUUGAGGUGGUGAUGCAAAUUCUUCCUGGCUGGUCCAAGGAAAGAUGCCUACCAUUUCUGGAUGGUGACCUUAUUAGGCAGCUGAGACAUUAGGAGACCACGCAGUGGACUUUAAAGAUUACCCUUCUUGUUUGUUUUUUUACUAUCAGGAUAUUACAAGAAGUAUUACAUAUUUCUUCUAAAAGCCAAUGGACACUUGAAGAAGCAAAUGCAUUGCAAGCUCUUAAUGUUACAAAGUUUAACCACCACUUGGAGGACCAAUAACUCUCCAAUCAGAAUGAACAGACCAUAAAUAAUGUUUAAAUAUUACCUUAAUGUAGGCCGUUGCAGUAAGGUAUUUACAGGUAUUAGCUGGCUGCUUAUGUGAGUGGAGUGGGUGCCUAAUGUUUUUUACCUUACUUGUGCUAGUCGGCCUCUUCCGUGUUAUUGAGAAUCCUUUGCAUGCUUUGCACUCACAGAUAACCUGACUUGCCGUUCAAAGACAUUUAAAGGGUUAAUAUUUGGUUUACUACCAAAAAAUGUAUUGAAUAGUUUAGUCUGGGUUUUAGAAUUUAUAAAACUCAAACUGCUAUCCAUUUUUCAUAGGAAGUUUAGAAAUUAGUUAUUUUAAUAUUUACAGUACAACGCAUGUGUUUAUAUAUGUGUGUGACUGUAAUAUAUAUUUCACAAAACACACAACAAACACACAUUUCAGUUUGGUUGAUGAAGAUCUUAGGAAGAAGUCUAGCACACACAUUUUGUUUCAGCAUGUUACAUACAUUUAUAUUAGUAAAUUAUUAGUAAAUAUUUUAAAAUAUAAACAAAAAAUAAAUAUGAAUUUAAUGUGUUAUUGGCUGUUACAAAGUUGUUUGGGAAAGCAGAAUUUUUAUCAGACUUUUCCAUCAAGGCAGCCAGUCCUGUUUAGUCAUUCCUUGGAAAUGCGUGGGCACAAAGAAAAUGUAUCUCAUGCUUUUGAAUGAAUCCUACAUUUUCAAGAGUCUGAGUGCCUUAAUGGACUUUCAGUGUAAGUAAGUUACCACCUGUGUAUGUAAUUUACCAUUAGUGUGGCUAACAAGGUAAAGAGGGUAGGUUAAUUCCAGCUCCAUCUGGUUGCGUGAAUUGUACUGACAUUCACAUUAUAAAAGAAUGUAACCUGGUCAUUAUAAAAUCAUAUAUCGAUAUACUAGGCCAGGGCUGAAAAUAUCUGAGAACAGCUAAGCAGACAAUCCAUACAGUUAGAGACAUUAUAGGCACAAUAACCACUUCAUCUCAAUGAAGUUGCUUUUGUGCCUAGAGUCCUCUGUCUCCAUUAUACUAUUCAGUGUUAAACUGUUUUUGAAUUGUAUACCACUAAAUGAGGGUCCCAGGGCACAUACUGCCCGGACCUUCUCUGCUGCUAGGCCUUAUGUUUCUACGUUAGUUAGACUGAGGGUUUCCAGACUGUCACUGCUGCCCAUUGCUGUUAUACUUGGUAUGGGUAAUGCAUUAGUUACACCCUCCAAUGGCAGACAGAGCCACAGAUGCCUGGGUAGUUUUAUUUUAUGCCAAACCGUUUAAAACUGUUUAACACUAAAGUUUGUCACUUCCCCAUUGGACUCCGGGCACCAUACCUCCUUUACUGGAAUUGAAGUGGCUGUGGUGCAUAGAGUGUCCUUUAAUUGAAGGUUUCGGUUUCUAGAAGUUAAUGGAGGAUUUUAUAUAAGCUGUGAAUCAUUCCAUUCUUAGCCUCUGCAAAAGGAACACUUGGUACAGUAAUCACUACCAGCAAUGGAGGAAAACUCAAUUUAAUUCGACCAUAGUUUGUAUUUUCAACACAGACGUACCAACAUUUUUCUUGGUAUGCUUUUAAAAUAUUUCAACUCCGGUAGCUUAUGUAAUUUUUAACAAAUGUCUUUAUCCAAAGUACUUAAUUUUAUUUCUAAAACAUACAAUUGUAUGGACCAGAACAGAGACUUCUUGGUGUUUCUGAUGUAUAUUUUUAGUGCAUACUAUGCCAUGUUUUUUACAGCAGGUCAGACUUUGGGAGAGAUCUGUGACACCAUCAAUAAACUCCAGCAUGCGGGUUUUGAUCCUGAAAAUGUUGGCACUUUUCCUCAUUUUGUAGUCAUAGAUUUCUUUGUAUGUGAAUAGUCAUGUAAAUUUGCUCUGUAUAAUAUUUGUCUGUAUGAAGGGUCAAUUUUCAAAAAGUAUUAAGUGGAAAGAAUGAAGGAAAAAAAAUAAUGAAAUAAACUCAAUGUAAAUGUAAA
This is a messenger RNA of Pelobates fuscus (common spadefoot toad), 5006 nucleotides long. It is a transcript of the gene OPHN1, whose product is annotated as oligophrenin 1. The record is from RefSeq and is a predicted model, not a curated record. The transcript is spliced from 25 exons. NCBI's taxonomy places the organism in Eukaryota, Metazoa, Chordata, Amphibia, Anura, Pelobatidae. Gene Ontology annotation, cellular component: cytoplasm; actin cytoskeleton; dendritic spine. The coding region runs from base 419 to 2779 and encodes 786 amino acids. Gene Ontology annotation, biological process: regulation of synaptic transmission, glutamatergic; signal transduction; actin cytoskeleton organization. Gene Ontology annotation, molecular function: GTPase activator activity; protein binding.